GAUAGCUGUCCAUGUGCCAUCACUGCACAAUCAUAUCACAAUCUGAUACCCAUCAUCAAACCCUUUACUCCCCACAUUUUCAUCCAUUUCCGCCUUAUAAACCCUCUGUUACCCUCCCUUUGAUUUGGGUUUCAUUUUGUUUCCUACAAUUUCCUCUCAAUCAUGCCAAAUUUGCCUCCCAAAUUCCCAAACUUCAACACUCCAAAUCCCCCUGCACACGACCACUUCCUUUCCUUCUCGUCCCCUCGACAAAGUCUCCACCAUCGCUCCGUUAGCGACUCGAUCGCCUUCCUCGAAACGCCGACGAUGAAUCAAACCAUUUUAGGCUCGGCUGCACCAUCCAACAAUAAUGCAUUUGAUGUGUUUGAUGAAGAUGAUCAGCCAACUUCUUCCGAGGCACAUAACGAUGGAAUCACUGACUCGAAACGAGUCAAGAGAAUCUUGGCAAACAGACAAUCUGCACGAAGAUCACGGGUGAGAAAGCUGCAAUAUAUUACAGAACUGGAACAGAGUAUCAGUACAUUACAGGCCGAAGUUUCAAUGUUGUCACCACGAGUAGCAUUUCUAGAUCAACAACGACUACUUCUAAACGUGGACAAUAGUGCUUUGAAGCAAAGAAUCGCCUCCCUCUCCCAAGACAACAUUUUCAAAGAUGGAUGUGCAGCACAUGAAGAAGCAUUGAAGAGGGAAAUAGAGAGAUUAGGGCAAUUAUACCAUCGGCAACAGAAGAAUCGGAGAAUGAAUAGCAAUGGGCCGUCGCCGGUAGCAGCCGACGAGCCCAUAUCUCCGGGAGAUAAAAACCAGACGCUUCUCUAUGUUUGACCAACUUUUUUACCUUUGCUUUUUUUGUCGGAUAACAUGUUGAGUCAAAACUCAGCAGUCAAAUGUUCAAUCAACAAACUUUACUGCAGUAAAUAUUUGUUCAAAG
This is a messenger RNA of Cucurbita moschata (crookneck pumpkin), 928 nucleotides long. Its product is annotated as basic leucine zipper 6-like. Gene Ontology annotation, biological process: positive regulation of DNA-templated transcription. The record is from RefSeq and is a predicted model, not a curated record. Gene Ontology annotation, molecular function: DNA-binding transcription factor activity; DNA binding. Lineage: Eukaryota; Viridiplantae; Streptophyta; Magnoliopsida; Cucurbitales; Cucurbitaceae. The coding region runs from base 163 to 822 and encodes 219 amino acids. Gene Ontology annotation, cellular component: nucleus. The transcript is spliced from 4 exons.